Messenger RNA from Vitrella brassicaformis, 846 nucleotides. The record is from the annotation of a GenBank genome assembly. Lineage: Eukaryota; Vitrellaceae.
CUCCCCUCCCUCUCUCUCCCCCUGACCCUCUCCCGAUGGACGUCGACCAGCCCGCCCAGCAGCAGCAGCAACAGCCACAGCCAGAGCCACAGCCACAGCCACAGCAGCCACAGCAGCCACAGCUCCCUCGCCUCCGCCCACGCCCAAACCUCAAGACAUACAAGGACGGGCGGGCCAUCUGCCGAGAAUUCUCUGCAAUUGACCCAGUCGAGCAGCCUGCAGUCAAGCGUGGCCGCAAGAAAUCAUACGGGCGCCAUUCUGUGGGCAGCAUGGCCUUCCUGAUGGCUGCUGGGCUGCUGGGCGAGGGCUGGGAUGCUGCGCUGGGGCAUGCGGAGGGGACGGAGGGCUGGCAGCUGCUUAGCGAGAUGUUUGGUGUUAUUGUCUCGCUGGAGAAGAACAUCUUUACCUUCCUGGGCAAGCACAAGCCGCCUCAGACCACGGUCACCGUCACACGCCCUUUCAGCGGCCAUGAGGGCAUUGUCCGGGAGGGCCGCUGGGCGCGUGUGGGCGGUAUUGCGACGCGCCGGGAGGCCGUCGAGGGAGUGGACUGGCUCCACCGGCUCACCCAGCCCGCAGAUGCAGCACCGGAGCCGGCUGCGCCAGAGCCACGCGUCGACAGAUACUUCAACCCCUCACGGAUGACUUGAUGUCCGCCGCUCCCCUCGCACUCGCCCAGCCACUCGCUGCUCCCGACCCGCCAGUUCCCGCGGCGGCUGGUGACGAUGUGCAUGCGGACGAUGCACCGCUUGACGAAACAGCAAGUGCUGCUGACCACAGGGCGCCGCGGAGGUGCAGGGGUUCUAUGUGGGUCAGCUGGGGAUGGUGAAUGACCCUGCCAUGAUGGCC